This is a messenger RNA of Diaporthe amygdali, 1449 nucleotides long. RefSeq names its product squalene synthetase. The record is from RefSeq and is a predicted model, not a curated record. Gene Ontology annotation, biological process: ergosterol biosynthetic process; farnesyl diphosphate metabolic process. Gene Ontology annotation, cellular component: endoplasmic reticulum membrane. Gene Ontology annotation, molecular function: squalene synthase [NAD(P)H] activity. NCBI's taxonomy places the organism in Eukaryota, Fungi, Ascomycota, Sordariomycetes, Diaporthales, Diaporthaceae. The coding region runs from base 1 to 1449 and encodes 482 amino acids. The transcript is spliced from 3 exons.
AUGGGCGCCGCAUCACAAGCUCUCUACUUCCUCUUCCACCCAGUACAACUCCGCAGCAUUAUACAAUGGAAAGUAUGGCACGAUCCCGUGCACCGUCGCGACCCCAGCAAGGAGACCCCAACAGAGGCGUCCUGCUUCAGGUUCCUGAACAUGACCUCCCGCAGCUUCUCCGCCGUCAUACAGGAACUCAAUCCCGAGCUCCUGAUGCCCAUCACCCUCUUCUACCUCGUCUUGCGUGGUCUUGACACCAUCGAGGACGACAUGACCCUUGACAUCGACACCAAGGAGCCUCUGCUGCGCAACUUUCACCAAAAUAUGGAAAUCGAUGGCUGGACCUUCACCGGUAGCGGACCUCACGAGAAGGACCGCGAGCUACUCAUACACUUCGAUGAUGUGGUUGUCGAGCUCAAGAAGACCAAGGCGGAGUACCGCGACAUCAUCAAGAGCAUCACCGAAAAGAUGGGCAACGGUAUGGCAGACUUUGCACUCAACGGCGAGCUGAACAAGGAUGGCGUGACAUCCGUCAAAGACUAUGAGCUGUACUGCCACUAUGUUGCAGGUCUAGUCGGCGAGGGUCUGACCCGGCUGUUCGUCCAGUCCAACCUUGCCAACCCCGCGCUGAACGAACGGCCAGAGCUCACCGAAUCCAUGGGCCAAUUCCUGCAGAAGGUCAACAUAAUUCGCGAUAUUCGCGAGGACUUUGACGAGGGCAAGAAAUGGUGGCCAAAGGAGAUAUGGAGCAAGCAUGUCGACAAAAUGGAAGACCUUUUCAAGCCUGAGAAUCGGCAAAAGGCCCUCUACUGCGGAUCGGAGAUGGUUCUGAACGCGUUGAAACACGCCGACGAAUGCCUGUACUACAUGGCUGCCGUUAGGGAGCAGAGCGUCUUCAACUUUGUCGCCAUUCCUCAGUCAAUGGCGAUCGCAUCCUUGGAACUCGUCUUCAUGAACCCGGAUAUCUUCGAGAAAAACGUCAAGAUCACCAAAGGAGACGCGUGCCAACUGAUGAUCGAGUCGACGCAAAACCUCAGAGUUGUGAGUGAUGUCUUCCGACGUUAUAUUCGGAAGAUACAUCAAAAGGCCGACCCCAGAGACCCAAAUUUCCUGGCCAUCGGCAUCCAGUGCGGCAAGAUUGAGCAGUUCAUUGAGAGAAUAUUCCCCACCCAAGACAUCAACAAGAUGUCAGCUGCGGAGAAGGCCAAGGCAGUUCAGCGGGGACAAGAGGAAGCUGUGGACAAGACUGAGGCCCUGUACCUCAUCCUGGCCGUGCUCAUCGUCCUGGUGUUUGUUGGGGGUUUGAUGAUUGCGCUGGCGUGGUUCUUGGGUGCAAGGUUCGACAAAAUCACAGAGAACCUGGAGUGGUCCAAACUUUUCCCACCAAGCACGCCCGACCCACUGGUUGCGCCAGCGCCAGGUGGUGCGCCGAACAACGGUGGACAUGAGGAACUGUAA